Messenger RNA from Perca fluviatilis (European perch), 3698 nucleotides. It is a transcript of the gene polr2m, whose product is annotated as RNA polymerase II subunit M. The record is from RefSeq and is a predicted model, not a curated record. Gene Ontology annotation, cellular component: nucleus; intracellular anatomical structure. NCBI's taxonomy places the organism in Eukaryota, Metazoa, Chordata, Actinopteri, Perciformes, Percidae. Gene Ontology annotation, biological process: transcription elongation by RNA polymerase II; intracellular signal transduction. The coding region runs from base 422 to 3157 and encodes 911 amino acids. The transcript has 19 exons. Gene Ontology annotation, molecular function: transcription elongation factor activity.
CAGACUAGGGAGGCAGCUGAAAUGUGGCCCGACAGGUCUGAUGGGAAUGCAGAGACAGAGAAAGAGAGAGAGAGAGACAGGGAGGUUGCUGAGUGACUGACAAGUCUGUCAACCAGGUGGAGUUAGGAGCAGUCUGGCUGUAAAUAAGAAAAUUGCAUAGUUGUGUUGCUGAGUGUGGGACUGGAUUGCACCUGAUCAUUUUACUGACAGAGAGGGAACCUCAUGGCCCAGUGGACUCCCCACCACCACCACCACCAGACUUGACAGAGUGGAAUUUCCCUCCUCUUCCCUGGCUGGAGCCGGGGGCAGAUGGUCGCUCUGAGAGUUUGAGCAGAACUCAGGAAGGAGCAGUGAGAGGAAGGGUGGGAGGAGGUCUGGGAAGGGAGAGGAAGAGAAGCGAGGAGUGGACAGAAGAGGAGAGAUGCUUCGCUACGGUUCAGGACGAACUGUUUCCACCACCACCACCACAACACAGGACUCUCCAGACUCUGAGAGGAGGAUUAGACGCCUCAGGUUAACUCUACACGCAGGAGAUAAUGGAAACAAGGAGCCAAAACCUGCAAACUCGGACACAGCUGAGAAAAAGAAGGAUGUCAAUGAACCAUGGAAGAAGAAGAAGAAUGGGCUGAUCCAAAGAGAGAGGCCAGCUGGCAGGGAGUCACCUCAGCAGCAACUCGGAGACAUGACCAAUGGGGCGCCAGAGACAUCGCUGCAGAAUCAUGGGCCCACAGUGUACGGUGUAGUGCAGAGGACGGGUUCAGACAGACAGCAGGUGGUGAUGGCGCGCGAGUGGACGGCCAAUCACCUUCAGGAUGAGAUGAAGUACAUCAGGGAGGUGAGAGAUUCUUUGGAGAAGGUGAGAGAGCGGAUGUAUGGCCAGUUUGGAGGAAUGCAGCAAUCAAUGGAGAAGCUUUCACAAGAAAUCAGGGCUGCCAAUUCACAUCGGAGGAGUCUGGAGUCAGAGGUGAAGAUCCGGACGACAGCCAUGGAGAGCUUCGAUCAGAUGAACAGCUCUCUUAUAUCUGCUAACAUCAGCCUGCAGAAAUCCCUUCUGGAGAACUGUCAGAGAAGAGUGGACACGAGAGACGAGGUGAAGAGUUUGCGGAGCACCUGUGAGAAAACACAAGAAAAACUCAGAGACACGGAGAGGGAGCUGGCUGCUGCGCAGGUUGAAAACCAGACUUUGAGACUACAGGUGGAGUCUGCACAGGAGGCCAACAAUCAGGCGCUGCAGGAGCUCUCAGCAAAGCUAAAGCUGGAGUACGAGGAGAAGCUUCAGGAGGAACAGCGGAAACACAGGGAGGAGAUUGAAAAGCUACAGGCCCAACUGGAUGAGUACAUCAGGCGACUGGAGGAAGCAGAGAAAAACAUCAGGAUUGCAGAGGCCAAGAUUGCUGAAAGGGACCAGAGGAUCAUCGAAGUGGAGCGUCUCCUGGACUGUAUGGGAAAGGAAAAGAGUCAACUCCACAAGAAGCUGCAGGAAUGUGAACAGCGUCUCCGCUUGAUGGAGCUGACAGACAAAACUGAUGCAACUGUAGCCAAAAGGUCCAAAGUGCUGCAAUCUGAAUCUGUGGAUCUCCGUGAGAGAAUCAAACACUUGAACGACAUGGUGUUCUGCCAGCAGAGGAAAGUCAAAGGAAUGAUCGAGGAGGUUGAAACAUUGCGAGCCCAAGUCGCUCAGAAGGAUAUGUUCAUCUCAGAGCUUCUGGACAGAAUUGCGAUAGUGGAGUGUGAGAAUAAUGAAUUAGAAGACAAGCUGAAGUAUUUUAUGUCCACACAGAAUAAACCGCGAGAGGUUUUGGAAACCAGGGAGAUAGGAGUAGGCUGUGAUCUGCUCCCCAGACGUGAAGCAAAAAGGCAUGAUGCUGAACCUCUUGUUCAUCAACAUCCAUUCCACUACCUAACAACACCCACCCAACCAAGGACGUUCAAGUCUAACAACCCUCCACCCAGCAGGCUGGAGUCCAGUUUACUGAGGUACACUCCCGUCCAGUACAGCCGCUUCCUGUCGUCCAACCCCUUGGAGCCGAGUGGGAUGUUCCCCUCCACCCGCCCGUCUGAAUCUGAGUCUCCUCUAACAGUGAUGUCCUCGUCGUGGACAGUGCGCCAGGGACAGACAGGAGACCUGAGAAACCAGAGCAAAGAGGAGCUCCAAGAACUGCUCCUGCGACAGGAGAAGAUAUUCUCUAACAAGAGGUUUUUACAGAGUCUUCCUGACAAAGGGAAAAAGAUAAAGGAAUUUGCGGAGAAAGUGCGCCUUGCCAUUGAACACAACGAUGAAGAGGAGAGGAGACAAAGCUUGGUGUCGGCUGCCAGGACAGAGUUACACUCCAAGUAUCAGCAGACUUUCACUUUGCAACAACGUGUUAUCCCCGACACACCAGCAGCCUUAAACCAAGACAGACAAGGUGAGGCUGCUGCAGGCGAUGCGGUACAGGAGAUGGCGACCUCACCUGUCUCAGCUCAUGUGCAUGAAAACAACAUUUUGGAGCAACAGGACCAGUUUGUCUCCAGAGUGGCUGCUGGUGAAACCAUGGAGACGGCUGCUGCUGGGGCCUCUCUGAACUCUGAUCAGACAAAAGAGGGUGACCUUGUGGAGGCCUUGGAAAGGGUCAGACUGUCUGAAAGUAGUACUGGUUUCAGUAGCAAGUCCAAAGACCCAUUUAACAGCACAGCAGGAGACAAUUACUUUCUCAAAAAGCAGAUACCAAAAAAGCCUCACUAUGUAUCUGUAAUGGAAAGAACAGAGAAGACUUCAGCUCUCAGGAAGCCAAAAUUCAAACCAAAUCAGCUGCCCCAAAGAAGUGACAUCUCUCCAUCAGGAUCUUCGUCACCCAGCCAGUCUUCUGAAAGUUCAUCGCCGCUCUCUGCAGAGGCCAGAAGGGAGCGGGACAGAAAGCACCUGGAUGACAUCACUGCAGCUAGACUCCCUCUUCUCCACUACAGUCCGGCACAGCUUCUGUCUCUGGACGAGUCGGCCAUCCUCCUAAAGGAACAAGCAAAGAAGCAGCAGGAGUUGCAGGCCAAGCUGGCUUCCCAGAAACUGUCUGACGGAUUGAAGAUCUCUAUGGGGAGCUACGCUCCUGACAGUGGCCCCAUGGCUGCCUACAGAGAGGAUCACGAUGAAGGAUCCCAGCUCUCCUCAGAGGAGGACUGAUCCUGGAAGGCCAGAGCUGGGGAAACCAGUGUGACCUUGGCCCUGAGGGAAACAGGCUUUGGACCUUGCAAUCAGGAUCCAUCAAACAGGGUUUUCACUCCAAAGACAAGAAUUCUUAAGAUAGGAAAAGAGUCUUUGCACCGUGUGAAGGCAUAGUUGGUAUCCCAGACUCAGCUCAGGAAAUGGCAGGUUAAGAAACUAGCUCACUUAAUUGUCAUUCUGUUCGUAUUGGGUUUGUGUCAGUGCCCUGCAGUAAUAACAAUACCUGCUGUUGACUAGGAGUCUUAAAUGCUAAAUUUGAGGAAUGUAUCAUGAGGGAAAUGUUUCUUGUCAGCAUACCAAAACUGAUGAUGUCAGGGAAUUCUGGACCUGAAAGUAUUGAACGUUGAAAUAUCUAUUUUAGUGUGUUAAUAUUUGCACUCAAAGCUCAUCAGCAGGUGGAGCCGACUGUUUUGGCACCAAGGUGACUGUUUCCAACUUCAAAAUAGUUGUUUCAGAUUUAAUUAUUACAGAAUUCAAUAAAUGUGUCUGAUUUCCCAAA